GUCUCGCCCUGGGCCACCAGAGGCCGCUGCGAGCCAGUUGUGCUCAACCUCCCCGCAGAGCGCCCCCACACAUCUCGAAGGAGGCAGAGGUACCCGCAAGGGCUGAAGCAGCGGGGACAACUCCCAGCCAAGCGGCUGCGCGCUCCCCAGCCUGAGGGCGGGAAGCUUGGGUGGACCCGACUGAGCUCCACAGGGCUGGUGGGUCCAGGCCCAGAGCAUCUUAGUGCUCAGAACCGGGCUCACUAGGUCGCCGGAUUAGCCCAUUGCCCUGCACUCCUCAGGGCACAGCAACUUGAUAGCGACUGAUCGAUCACAGACAGAGCUCGGGACCAGACAACACCCAAGCUGGCCACUCCCGGGAGAAACCCGCCUUUGGGAGUCUAGAUCCCAAGCUCAGAGGCAUCGAGGACCUCAGGCCAGAGGGUUGAACCGGGGCCACUGCUGUGGAGCAGGUGGAAUGAGUCUGAGACCAGCAGAUGAACAGACAGAAGCCUGAAGACUCCAGGGACGGCUCUGCCUUCCUGUUCCCUGGUCCUUCUGUAUCACUCAUCACUGGCUGCAAGCUGCCUGGAGACAAGAAUGAGUGAGAAGACCGUGAGCAACUGGAGCCCAGGCAGCUGGGUGCUAGCACUGUGCUUGGCCUGGCUGUGGACACGUCUGGCCUCUGCUUCCUUGCAGCCUCCAACAGCCGCAGUCCUAGUAAAGCAAGGCACCUGUGAGGUGAUUGCCGCACAUCGCUGCUGCAACCGGAAUCGCAUUGAGGAGCGCUCCCAGACCGUCAAAUGCUCCUGCCUUUCUGGCCAGGUGGCUGGCACUACAAGGGCAAAGCCCUCCUGCGUGGAUGCCUCCAUCGUCCUGCAGAAGUGGUGGUGUCAGAUGGAGCCCUGCCUGCUGGGGGAGGAGUGUAAGGUGCUCCCGGACCUGUCGGGGUGGAGCUGCAGCAGUGGACACAAGGUCAAAACCACCAAGGUCACACGCUAACUCUCGGGGUCAUGGCUUAGGCAGAAAGAACAGCCUUGACUGGGCUCUGGACUGAAGAAUAGCUUCUGGUCACCAGCCAGCAGAUAUGAAGACUCACCCACCCGGACAUGGAAUCCCAUGUGUCCCAUGUCAAAUGCAAUGUCAGACUUGCCAGGGCCCUGUUAGUCAUGCUGCUUGGCAGAAAUGCUUGGAUCUUUGGCCACAUACUUAGAGACCUGUGCUCUCCUACGAACAAAGGUCAACACAUAUAAUCCUGUCCUUAAGGAAUAUCCUGUCAAACUAGGGAGUAGAUGGCAGAUGAUUUAAACAGUUUAAAGUGUGUGGUACCAUGGCCUCUGAGCUACCUGCUGUGGAUGCGGUGGGGAUGGGGUGGAUGAGACUCUCAUAGAUCUUCAGCUACCCUCUAAUCAUGAUCACAGGACCCAAGGUGAUGAAGUCAUAUCAGUACCUUCCCAUCAGUCCUGCAUCCCCAGAAAGAUGUUAAGAUGUUAAAGGAGACACUGUCCCCUGAUGCCAAGCCAGUGGGAUCUCUUUUGGACAGUGUGGGAAAGCAGAGAUGAAGCCCAACAACUCUUCAGCACAGCUCUGCAGAGGCAGGGUGUGUGGCUCACACCCUUUGCUGUCUAUGGGAUGGACAGGUCCUCAGGAUCACCCCUACCCAAACUUCAGGUGGUUUUUGUUUUGUUUUUUUCUUGUUUUAAUGGAUGACAAAACUGAGUCACAGAGAGAUGAGAUGGUUUGCCCAAAGAUGUCACAGCUCGGGCUUCCAAACCAUAGUUGCUGAGAUUCCAGGGUAGGUCUUACGUGGUAAUUUUAUCUAGAGAGCGGGACCCUGCAAACACUGUCUGGAGAGCAGCUACAUGUUUCUUGGGAGGGGGAUUUUGAUCACUGGGACUUUGAUUGACGCCACUGAUCUCCCAUCCAAAAUAAUCCAGAAUCCCCAUCCACUGCAGAGUGGAGCCACUUCUCAGUCCCCCAAGUCCGAGCAGUCCCCAUGGUAGCCCAGAGGUCACUCGGCCUGGUUGCAGCUGGAGCACUGGAGCUGACAUCCCGUUUGUUGCCCCUCUGACCCUUCUCUUCUAAGAGCUUCAGCCAUCUCCCUGCAUAGGUACCUGGAAGGCAGAAAGUCAGACCAGAGUGCAGCCCAAAGUUGAAGUUCUUUACAAUCAGGCUGGCCUCCUAGAUGGCUUGGGAGUAGCAUGCUGGCUUCCUCUCAUCACCCAGGCCUUAGUUAGGGAACGGGGUGUGUUAGAGGCCAGCCUGGAUGAUGCCCGAUCCUGAGAAGGCAGAUCGGUGAUAGCUAGCUGAGGAUGGAGCCUCGGCUUCCCCUGUCUCCCUAAGCAUUUGAAUAAGACUCUGAUAUCACCCCACCUCAGGGCACGUUCUUGUUUUCACUCUAUGAGAUGAGCAGCAAUGUUAACUUCAGAAAGGAGGCCUCUAACAGUCUCUGCAUACAGCAGGGCCCACAGGCCAGGGUCCCCAUGAGAGGUCAAAGGCUGUCAUGGCCUCUUUCCACACUCAAGAGUGGAGGUCAGAGGAUACAUGCAGGGGAUUGGCAAAUAUUUUCUGGAAAGAGCAAGAAAGUGAAUAUUCGAUGUUCUGCAGACCAUUAUUAAGUCUCUGUGACAUAUUCUUUGUUUCAUUUUGUUUUGAAAACAUUUCAGAACUGCCAAUGCCGUCUUUAGCUCUAGGAUGGAAGAAACACAUUGUGACCCAUUUCAGGUGUUUGUCACCGCUCCCAGGGGACAGUUGAAGGCCUGGGAUGGCCUCCCAGCCUCCUGGCUUGCCCUCUGUGCCAUGGAAACCUGAGCACAGGGCUAGGGCUGGCUUUGUUUUUCUCCUGAUGCUCAGAGAGAGAGAGAGAUGGGUGAGUGAAUUAUUUAGGUUACAAAUGAGACAGCUUUAGCGGAGCCAGACAAUAAAAGCCCGCUUUCCUGGAGGCCAGAAUAUAGGUUCUGCAGGCUGCUGUGGAGCUCAGUGACGGAACGCUGGAAGGAGAGGUGGGCUCGCUCUCCCCUCCUUCCUGGACACUGUCACAGUCUUGCUUCAGCCCCCCCCCCCCACACACACACACACCAGCUGUGUCAUCCACAUGAGCUGGGGCUGGAGGGGAAAACACGGAAAUGAUGCCGCACAAACUGGAGAGCUGCCAGCCGCCACCAGCCUCCACCUGCCUCAGUGUCCCAUUCCUGUACCUCCCCUGGGCCCCAACUGAAGUCCUCCCAGCCUCCCUCUCUCCUGACCUGGCCAUGAGUUUAUUGGGUGAACUCUGAGGGGGUGUCUGUAUAUGUCCAGGAGAGCACCACAUAAGAAGGUCUGGCAAAGAAAAGAAAGUGACCAGCCCCCCAACUCCAGCUCCCCUAAAUUCUGUAUCCAACUGAGUCCAAACCUGCCUGUGUCUUGCAGCUAUCCAAAUGACAGUCUAGAAAUAAAUGGAUUUCCUUGGA
Peromyscus californicus insignis is the source of this 3428-nucleotide messenger RNA. RefSeq names its product TAFA chemokine like family member 3 (gene Tafa3). Bases 580 to 981 code for a protein of 133 amino acids. Lineage: Eukaryota; Metazoa; Chordata; Mammalia; Rodentia; Cricetidae. Gene Ontology annotation, biological process: regulation of neuroblast proliferation; negative regulation of microglial cell activation; neuroblast differentiation. Gene Ontology annotation, molecular function: receptor ligand activity. The record is from RefSeq and is a predicted model, not a curated record. The transcript has 7 exons.